AUGCACCGUUGGUCGCAGCUGCGGCACUACGUCGUGGAGGGCGUCAAGGACCUCCCGAUCCCCUCAGCCGCGGCGGCGCCCUCCCCGGGGCCGCCCGCCUCCUCGGCUUGGCGCCGCGGGGGCGGCGCUGCAGGACGUCGCGCGGCAAGUAGUGCAGCGCCGAGCGGCAAGAACGAGGACGCGGCGAAGCUGUCGGCGGCUGCGGGGGCCGCGACCGCGACGGCGGCCGCGGCGCGUGGCGGGCGGCUCGCGAAGGGCUGCAACAGUCCAGAACAGGAGGAGCAUCUCCUCACGCAGCGCCGGCAGCUGUGCGCAGCGCGGGCGCUACGCGUGCCCUCCUUCCCAGACGCGAAGACCUGCUUCCUGCUUGCGCAACAGGAGAAGUAUCUGCAGCAGCUGGGCUGCCUGUCGGACUCGGUUGCGGCCUGUGCGGCGGUCGCGGGCUGGGGGCUCGGCAGCAUGGGUCUCGCCUCGUCCGCGGGCGCCGAACUCGAGCGCCGCUUGCUGCUCAACUUCCCCUCCUCGCCCUUUGGCGCGGAGUGCGACGCAGCAGCCGAAGAGCGCGACGCGUCGCCGCACGACGCGGACAGAUUCGCCUCCGCGGCGCAUGCGUGGGCUGCGCGUCACUCGCGCGAGAGGCGCCAGGAGCGGGCUAGGAAGCGCGAGGGAGCCGGAGCCGCGGGCGGGCCUGAGAACGAGGUCUGCAUUUCUGAUUCCGUUCUGGCCUUGUUCCGCGACGGGCGCCCCCCCGAGGCUGAAGGGCCCGGCGACGGCCGCGAGCUCACGCAGCUCCUCAGCGAGUGCGACGCGAAUCUUUCGCUCUUUCUCGAAGACGAAGGCGAGGAGGAGACGCGGAGCCCGCAAGGACAGCCGGUGCUCAUGGCCGGCGGCGUCAAGAAACUUGGCGGUCUCGACACCGCGGGAGACGCGCCCCCGGCUGCGCCUCCAGAGGAACGCCCCGCCCCGGGCGCAGAGACUGGCGAGGGCGCGGCUCGGGCUCAGGGCGUGAGCGGCGGCGACGCGCAGAAGGCGCCAGGCGACGGGGCCGCCGUAGCCGCGGAGGGCGGAGCAGCUGCUCAGGAGAAGGAGACAGCGAAGGACGAGAAAGAGGAGGGCGACGGGGGCACCGCCGCGCCGUCUCCGACGUGCGCGCAGGCGGCCCGCUCCGCCCCGACCGCUCCAUCCGCCGCUCAGCGCCCCUUAUCGCCUGCGCCCGCGUCGUCGCCUACACCCGUGUCAUCGCCUGCGCCUGUCUCCUCGCCUGCGCCUGUCUCCUCGCCUGCGCCUGUCUCCUCGCCUGCGCCUGUCUCCUCACCCGCGCCUGUCUCCUCACCCGCGCCUGUCUCCUCACCCGCGCCUGUCUCCUCACCCGCGCCCCUCGCGUCUGCAGGCUCGCCGGCGACGACGGCGGUGACAGCCACCGGCGGCGGCGUGGAGGCGCUCUUGGGGUCGAUUGCGGGCGCGGGCUCGUGCUGCAGCGUGUGUUGGUGGAGUGAGCGCAGCAACUUGAAUCCGAUGUUGUCCUGCGUACGCUGCCUCGUCCCGGUUCACAAGAACUGCUACGGAGUCGGGAAGAUGGGGGAGAACGUCGAGGGCGACGACUGGAUCUGCCGCAGAUGCGAACUCGAGAAAAAAGGCCUUGGCACCCAGUGGCUUGUCGCCUUUGUUCCCAUGAAAAUCCGCUGCCAGAUUUGCGGCACUGGCGGCGGCGCGCUCAAGCCGACGACAGACGGCGGGUGGGUUCAUCUCUUCUGCGCCCUGUGGCUGUUGCCUGAGGUCUGGUGCUGCGAUUUCUCUGCGCUGGAGCCUUGGAGCCUCGAGCGCGUUGACGCGUGGCGCCGAGAGGCGCGCUGCAGCCUCUGCGACCAGGAGGGCGGGGCUUGCGUGCGCUGCGCCUGCGUGGGCUGCGAAGUCUGUUUUCACCCGAUGUGCGCGUGGCUCGCGGGACUUUACUGCGAGGCUGAAAGCCUCCGCGGCCUCUUUUUGUCUUUCCGCGGCGCAGUCGAUCGCUGCUUCCCGCGCCUCGUCAUCAAGGCUUUCUGCUUCAAACACUGCCCCGAAUUCCUGCCCGACGGAAAAAGGACAGCGGACGAGCGAGGUCCUGGGGAAGCUAUAGCCGGCUUUUUGUGCGGCCUCGAGGCAAGGGCAGCUAUGCGUAUGAGUGUAUGCCACCUUGUGUGCAUGUUGCCGGGGAUCUCGCUUCUCGAGUUGCUCACGUAUUUUGCCUUUCGGUUUUUUUUUCAGGCGGUCUUCGGCCGUUCAGAGUUGGCUGCGUCUGCGGCGCCGCCGACGCCCCCAGACGGCGCCGGUUGCGGCUGGGGCUCCAGCGGCGGAGACUGUCGCGACCGCGGUCGGAGGCGCGGAGGGCCCACUGGAGAUUCCGGUGGCCGAGGGCGAGGACCCGAAGGAGGAGGCCGCGAAAGACGCGGGCAGUCGCUCAACUCCUCCGCCUCCACCCCCCCGGCUUCGCAGACGCAGAGUUCCUCGUCGGCUGCCGCCAUCCCAGGGGGGCGAGGCAGCGGCGGAACGGGUGGCGAGUGCGGCGCAGGGGUGGGCGAGGCGGCAGACGCCUGCGGCGGAGGAUUUUUGACGCGCAGCAUCUUGGAAGAAAGAGAUCUCUACGACGAUCACUCGUGCGCUGUUUGUCUCCUCCCGCGGGUGACAUGCACGUCCUCGAAUCCCUUCUUCCACUGCGAGCGCUGUGGCCUCUGCGUGCAUCGCCAGUGCUACGGCAUCCGGAAGGAGCAUUUGCCUCUCUAUUUGCGGCCUGACCUGCUGAGAAAGAUCAAAAAACGCCGCGUGGGGGCGCGCGCCGCGGAAAGCGAGGCGGCGGAGGCGCCCCAGGGAGAGGAGAAAGGACUGGCGAGUGCGGAGGGCGAAGAAGGGACGCGACGCGGCGAGGAAGGAGGAAGCAAAACCCCCGCCGAGGAAGGCGUCUCGCUUCCGGAGGAUGCCGGACACGGCGUCAAGAGGAAGCGAGACGAAGACAAAGAAGGCGCAGAAGAAACAGAAGCGACGAGGAAGCAAGGCGAAGGCGGCAUGGAGGGGGGCGCGAGCUACACGACGCCGGGAACGCAGCCGCUGGAAUUCAGUAAGGAAAGAAAGCUCGAGCAUCCGUCCUCCUCGCCCUCCGCUUUUUUUGCGUCGGAGACUUCCGAAGCCGAGGCUGCGCUGAACGCGACCGAACAGGGGCCUGGCCGCGGAGACACGUGUCUCCUUCGGGCGACCGCUAGGGGCGAGGAGCCCCAGCAAGGGGCGAGACCCGGAGAGGACGAACAGACGCCAGCGAACCUCGAGCAGACGCCGGCGCAAGGCGUUCAAGACGCGGACGUAUCGUCUCAGGUGCAGGCCGGCGAAGCGGGGGAGGAGGUCGCUCGGCCCAAGAGAAAGCGAGACGACGCAGAGGAGGAAGAAGAGAGUGUGCGGCAGUACAAACCGAAGCCCUUUUUGUGCGAGGCGUGCACGUGGCUCCCUCCCAACGAGAAGCCGUUUUGUCUGCUUUGCCCACGCCGCGGAGGGGCGUUCAAGCUGGUCGUCCCGUCGCUGCCGCCGGCGGUGCCGCCUGCCGUGGCUUCGUCGCCGGCCUCUUCGCCGUCCUCAGGCUCGUUCUCAGCGUUUGCGAGCUGCUGCAGCGACGCACCGGCGCCCGCCUUCGCGCACAUGACCUGCUGUCUCUGGGCGCCGGGCGUGGACGUCGCGGCGACGCCCGCGUUGUCGCCGAUUGUCGGCGUGGAUCGCGUGCUAGAGGAGCAACAAAACAUCCUCGUCCGCUUCUUUCGGAAGAAGGAGCUGGAGGAGGCUGAGAAGCGCCCCGCUGAGCCCGCCGCUGCGGAUGGUGAGCCCGCGGGUCUCGACGCGGAGAAGGGCUCCAGCAGCGCUUCAGCGCCAAAAGAGGGGCGGCACGAUGGCGACAAAGCCGCGGAGGCGGAGGGCGAAGAGGAUGCGCAGGACGUGCGGUGCCCGAGGCAGGCCCUCGAAGACAAGAAGGCCGACCCGGAGGAGGUGGCGCUGCCAGACGAGCAAAUCCUGCCCUUCCUCUGGAGGGAGUGCGAAGUCUGCGGGUCGGCCUACGGAUACUGCACAGAGUGUGCGCAGAAGGGUUGCACGACGUACUUCCAUCCACUCUGCGCGCAACUGAAGGGCGCCUUCAUGGAGAUGACUGAACAACCUGGGCGCCGAUUCACUGCGGUUGCCUUCUGCUUGCGACACUCGCGCGUGCGCAAUCAGAUCUCGCCCUCCGUCAGGCUUUUCCUGCGUCUGCGGUCUUUCCUGGAACUGUCGCGGCUGCUUGUGGGGCAGGUGACUCGGCGCGAGCGUGUGCAGCGCCUGUGGCUGCGGAAGCGGCGCGAGCUGCUGGACUCGGAGUUUCCGCUGACCGACUUGGUGGACAUCUCGUCCUCCUCGUCUUCACCUGUGGCGCUCGCGCCUCCGUCGCCCGCCGCCGCGGCCUCGCCUCCUGCACUUCCGUCGAGCGGCGAGCCUGCGCCUCCUGCGUCGCCGUCGGCGGCCUCGUCUGAGACGGCUGCGGCGGGCUCGAGGCCUCCCUCUGGAGGCGCAGAGACUGCGGGCGCAGGCGAGAAGCCGCGGUCGGCGUCGUGCGGGCCGGCGGCGACUCUGCUUCCGGACUUUGUUCUCUUCAACGCGCUGUCCUCGCGGACGUUUUCGCCAGACGCCGCCGUCGACGCAGCCCAGAAGGCUGAAGACCUCUCGCUGAUUGCGGGGUUCGACCCGAGUCUCUUGUCCGCGGCAGCGCGCGCGGCUGUCGGCGAGGUGCUCAGUCAGCAGACCCGCGUGAGCGAGGCUGCGGCGAGUUCGCAGGCCGCAGAGACGAAACAGGCGCCCGCACCGGCAGACGGGGCGCCGGCGUCCGCGGUCGCAGGUGGGGAGAACCCGGCAGUCGAGGGCGACCUCCGCUUGCCGCUGCAGGCGCCCGCGGCCGGUCCCUCUCCGCUGGCCUCGCUCUCUGACGACGCGAAGGAGCGAGACGAGAGAGGAGAACGAGAGGAGAGCGGCGCGCCGCCUGCAGAGACAGAGGAGGCGCGCGGGGCGGAGGCGGAGAAGGAGGAUCCUGGAGACUACGAGCCCGAAGGGGAGAGCGGAGACAUUUCGGCGCGUCUGCGAGCCAGAGGGCGACGAGGAAGCGGCACGGGAAAGGCGCCGCUCGCGAAGCUCUUAGUCAAGAAGACGCGCGAGACCGCCAGUGCAAUGCCGUCGCCGCGGGCGCUUGUCGCAGCCUCUCCGAUGAACCGGGGCCCCAGGGACACGCGUCCCCCGCCGUUCGAGAUGAAGAUGCGCGACCGCACUCCCGCCUCGCGGGCCGCCGAGAAAGACGACGCGGAGCCUCAGCCAAUCAAGGGCGCGCCUUGUCCGCCGGCUGUCUCCCGACGCGGGGCCGCGGGCGCGGGCGAUGCGGCACUGGGGGAACGCAGGGCGUCGCGAGAAGAGGGCGAAGGGAGGAUCUCGUCGCGCGCACACCUGAGCCGCCACGCGUCGUGUGCGGUCGCCUCUUCGGCGGCGCCAGGCAAAAAAGUGGAGGACGCGGGCCCCAAGCGGAAGGCGAGCGGCGAAGUGCCCCGCGCGUCGUCGUUCACUGCAGCGAUCACGCAGUACCUUCACAGAGUGAAGGAGAGGCGCGAGAAGCGCAGAGCGGGAGGGAGACGCGAGGAGAGCGACGGCGAAGAGCCAGACGAAGACCGGCUGCCUUACGUCGACGCGCGCACAGGCUUCAGAUGCACGCAGCUGGCGGAGGACGAGCUGCAAGAGCUUAUCGUCGUGAUUGCGCAGGCGACGAGUGCCGCGGUCGCGGCUGGGCGAGCCGACGAGGGUUUCGCGGCACACCGCAAAGGCCGCCCCACAAAUCGCCAGCGCCUGCUCUUGCUGCUGAGCGAGGCGAGUCCGCGGAGCCGACGCGAAGCGAUUGGCCUCGCACAGCAGUUGCGGCAGACGUGGGAGGACAUUUUGAUUGGAAGCGUCGACAAAGAGCUGCUGGUCGUGAAAAAGAAUCUGUUGUCGCCGUCGGCGCCUCGCGCGGGCGCCCUCGGUGCGGAGGCCGCGAGCGAGCGGAUCAUGAACAACGGCACUGCGGCGAGCCCGUCGGCGAGCAAGAGUGCUUCGGCCUCCUCGCCCAGGUCUCGACUGGCCGCCGCCGCGCCCUCUGAAGACGCCUCUUCGUCGCGAACGUUCUUGCCGAGCGUGCUCGGGUCCCCCGCGCACAAGCUGCGCGCCAGAGAGGCGGGCGACGGUCGCCUGCGGAGACUGCCGCCUGCAGUGACUCCGCAGGCGCCUGAAGAGCCCGCCCCCGCUGGAGCUGCAGCAACUAAGUCGACGCGGGCAGCCUCACCACCAGGUAGGCGAUGCAGCAGGCGCGUCGCGUCCUUUCUCUCUGUAUUUCUUUCCUUCUAUCUGUCUCUGCUAGGCUUUGGGGGUGUAGAAAAAGGAGCGUGA
Besnoitia besnoiti is the source of this 6444-nucleotide messenger RNA. RefSeq lists its product as uncharacterized. Bases 1 to 6444 code for a protein of 2147 amino acids. Gene Ontology annotation, biological process: regulation of transcription by RNA polymerase II. The transcript has 7 exons. The record is from RefSeq and is a predicted model, not a curated record. Lineage: Eukaryota; Apicomplexa; Conoidasida; Eucoccidiorida; Sarcocystidae.